This is a messenger RNA of Mesorhabditis spiculigera, 756 nucleotides long. NCBI's taxonomy places the organism in Eukaryota, Metazoa, Nematoda, Chromadorea, Rhabditida, Rhabditidae. The record is from the annotation of a GenBank genome assembly.
AUGAGCGGAAAAUAUCUGGGACAUGAUUAUGAGCUUGGCGAGACGAGCUUCAUGGACUGGUCGGACGAGGAGUUGAAGCAGAUGGCUUUCCCUACUCAUGCUCUACCGAAACCCAUGCAAAAACAUAUCGACCUCAGUGAGCCGAAGAUUCCAAGAAAAUCCAGGGCAACUCGGAAAAACUACGAUUGGCGGAACAAGCGAAUAGGGGACAAGCGGAGAAGCUAUUCUGAAGAGUACCUCGUCGACUGCAGUAUGAGCGAAUGGGGCUGCUCGGGUGGGUGGUCGCGUUUUGCGUUGGAAUAUAUUGAGAUGUUUGGGAUACCUCGAGGAGCCCAGUAUCCAUACGUCAGCGGUCCAAAGCGCUCCCCGGCCGAUUGCAACGAGACUGUGAACGUCGAAUACCCAAUCUCUAAAGUCGAAUUCCUGACCGGAAAUGUGAGCCGAGCAAUGGAAUUCGUGAAGAACAAGGGGCCAAUUAUCGCUUCAAUGUACUUCUGCCGAGAUUUUCUCUACUACAAAUCCGGAAUCUACGCAGGACACUGUGAUCCGCAGGCCACAAACUACAUUGGAGGGCAUUCGGUGGCGAUUAUUGGAUACGGAACAAGUCGGAAAGGUAUUAACUACUGGCUGGCCAGAAAUUCAUGGGGUACUGGGUGGGGCGCAGAUGGGUAUUUUAUGAUAAAACGCGGCGCAAAUAUUGCAUCGUUCGAGACGUGGGAGCUGUUGGCGCCGGAGAGGAAAAUUUUUGACGUUGAC